AAAGUGGUCGCGUCAGCAGGCCGACAGCAGAGCGAGAUCCAGAGACCACCAGCGGCAGAGGACUGUCCAGCCACAGCGGCUGCAGUUAUAGCCACCACCACCACCACCACCUUCCUCCCUCCCUCCUCCGAUCCCAUCUCCGUCCUCCCCUCCCGUCGCCUCCGCCUCCCCCGACCUCCCUCUCCGAGAUAUUCUGUAGGAAAUGGCUGACGGUGAGGACAUCCAGCCCCUUGUCUGCGACAAUGGAACCGGAAUGGUCAAGGCUGGUUUCGCUGGAGAUGAUGCGCCAAGGGCUGUUUUCCCUAGCAUAGUUGGUCGCCCUCGGCACACUGGUGUCAUGGUAGGGAUGGGGCAGAAGGAUGCUUAUGUUGGUGAUGAGGCGCAGUCCAAGAGAGGUAUCCUCACGCUCAAGUACCCCAUCGAGCACGGUAUCGUAAGCAACUGGGAUGACAUGGAGAAAAUCUGGCAUCACACUUUCUACAAUGAGCUCCGUGUGGCACCCGAGGAGCACCCUGUGUUGCUCACUGAGGCCCCUUUGAACCCAAAAGCCAACAGAGAGAAGAUGACCCAGAUUAUGUUUGAGACUUUCAAUGUUCCUGCCAUGUACGUCGCUAUUCAGGCCGUGCUUUCCCUCUAUGCAAGUGGUCGUACUACUGGUAUCGUUCUCGACUCUGGUGAUGGUGUCAGCCACACUGUGCCCAUUUAUGAAGGAUACGCGCUUCCCCAUGCCAUUCUUCGUUUGGAUCUCGCUGGUCGGGAUCUCACGGACUCCCUUAUGAAGAUCCUCACCGAGAGAGGUUACUCCUUCACAACCUCAGCUGAGCGGGAAAUUGUAAGGGACAUCAAGGAGAAGCUUGCGUACGUUGCCCUUGAUUAUGAACAGGAGCUGGAGACUGCCAAGAACAGCUCCUCAGUUGAGAAGAGCUACGAGCUUCCUGAUGGUCAGGUGAUCACGAUUGGCGCAGAGAGGUUCAGGUGCCCUGAGGUCCUCUUCCAGCCAUCCAUGAUCGGCAUGGAGUCUUCUGGAAUCCACGAGACGACCUACAACUCCAUCAUGAAGUGUGACGUGGAUAUCAGGAAGGACUUGUAUGGAAACAUCGUGCUCAGUGGUGGCACAACUAUGUUCCCAGGUAUCGCUGACCGUAUGAGCAAGGAGAUCACCGCCCUUGCUCCGAGCAGCAUGAAGAUCAAGGUCGUCGCUCCACCUGAGAGGAAGUACAGUGUCUGGAUCGGAGGGUCCAUCCUAGCCUCACUCAGCACUUUCCAACAGAUGUGGAUAUCCAAGGAUGAGUACGACGAGUCUGGCCCAGCGAUCGUCCACAGGAAGUGCUUCUGAUCUCCACGAGCGCUCCACUGCUGUUAUCAUCUAGUCUUCGGUUAUGUUUGGUUCAUUCUUCUAGAAAUGUAUUGCGUAUUUGCAAGCUAUGUUUUUUUCCAGACGUGACGUGGGUACUCUUGGGAUACGCCACCUAUAUACGUGGCGGCUCCAUGGUGCAAGUGCAAGUACACUAUCUAUGUUUGUGCAUUGUCAGUGUGUUUGUGGGAUCAGUUGUCAAACUUGGGUUGGCUUGAUUUGUUGUUGGGAAUUGUCUGUAAUAGCUCAUGGUUUUUGCUAUGUAUUUUUAUAUCUUACUAUUGCUCUGAGGGGAGAAUCAUGGUAAAUUAUGGAUUUUUUAAA
This is a messenger RNA of Hordeum vulgare subsp. vulgare (domesticated barley), 1678 nucleotides long. RefSeq names its product actin-97-like. Lineage: Eukaryota; Viridiplantae; Streptophyta; Magnoliopsida; Poales; Poaceae. Bases 203 to 1336 code for a protein of 377 amino acids. The transcript has 5 exons. The record is from RefSeq and is a predicted model, not a curated record.